UGAAUUGUCAUUUGUGUGUUGAGUUUCCACUUGUGCUCCGUUUCGUACGUGUAUUGUGGGUGGUGCGGUUGUCGUGUUGCUUGACUUUUUUUUAAUUUUCAACGCACAAACUGUAAAGCAGUAUAAUUAACAUCUACGAGUUAACGUGAAGCAGUGUCGUUUAAAUCUAUCAAAACAAUGUCGGAAUACUGGAUUAUCUCGGCGCCUGGCGACAAGACGUGCCAGCAAACCUUUGACACGAUGAACAACCUCACCAGCAAGCAACAUAAUCUAUGCAGCAACUACAAGUUCCAUAUACCCGAUCUCAAGGUUGGCACCUUGGAUCAGCUUGUCGGUCUGUCCGAUGAUCUGGGCAAACUGGAUACGUAUGUGGAGCAGAUCACCCGCAAGGUGGCCAUGUACUUGGGUGAGGUGCUCGAGGAUCAGCGCGACAAGCUGCAGGAGAAUCUGCAGGCCAACAACAGUCCUGGUCCACCCGAUGAAGUCAUGCCGUGUCGACACCACAACCGCCUGAAGCAUUUGAGCCUGCGACAUCAGCGUAAACACCAGCACACGCACCACCAAAACAAUCCCCUACACUACCAUCCACAUCAUCACCACCAGCUGCCCAUGGAUAUCAAGGCCGCCGCCAACAACAUUGCCUCAUCAGCCACAACCACCUACGCCUCUGCCUCUGCCUCCGCCUGCGCCUCAGCGUACGCCUCCGCAUCCACAUCAGCUAGAGCAAGUGCAUCGGCAUGUCCCGGCUGUCCGGCUGGCAUCGGUAUCGGCGGCAUCGGUAUCGGCGGCAUCGGCAUUGGCAGCGGCGGCAGCCUAAACAAUUUAUCCUCAACGCACGAUGAAUCGGAGCGUGAAUUUGACUUUGUGAUACCGCCUGGUUGUGCCUGCGAUGAAUGCUAUGCGCUAAGCAGCAGCAGCGUCUUUGCCCCGCCCAGCGCCAGCGCCACAGCGAGCACGCUGAUGGCCGAUGAAUGUUACUCCCAGACAGCUUCCUCCAUGCUGAAUGCCACGCGCUGUGCCAUCUCCACGGUAACCGCCAUUGCCACCGGCAGCAGCAUGUUGUGCAGCACAAGUGCUACUGCUGCUGCUGCUGCUGCUACAACUGUUGUUGAUGGCGCUUCUGCAGCUGCUGCAAGUGCAAACGCAGCGCCUGCCAAGACAAGCUCUGCCUCCACAUUAUGCUCGUCGGCUUACUUUUCAACAUCGGCGCCAACAGCGAGCAGCUCGGUGCACAGCAUGUCGCGCUCUAACAGCAAAAAGCUGAAUAACAACACUUGCAGCAUAAACAACAAUAACAACAACAACAACAACAGCAGCAGCAGCAGCAACAAGCUGAGCUUUCGCAGCACCAGCAGUCACAUUAGUCAAUUGCAUAUGCCACAAUCGCCGUCACCGAUGCCGUUGUCACCGCAUAAGCAACAGCAACAACAACAACACAAGCAACAACAAUCGCCAAAGCAGCAACUGCAACAACUACAGCUACAGGGGGGAACAGGAGUAGGAUUGGGAAUUGGAGGAACAGGAGCUGGAGGAGCAGAAUGCGGCGCAUUCUCGCCGCCAUUGCUAUCGCCAACAGAAAAGUCAUGUGACACGGACUUGGACUUGGAUGAGGAUCUCGAUGAUCCAAAGAGUCCGCAUAGCGCAUCGUCGCUUUCGGAGACAUUCGACUGGUGGUUCAAUAAACCGAAGCGUAACUCUAAGAAGUGCAGUGCACAGACACCCAGCAAACUGAUCCAACAACAACAACCACAACCACCAACAACACCAAUGACAUUUUGGCAUCAGACAUCGCCCACACCGCGCUCUAGUUAUCGCUCUUUCUUCAAUUCUCUUGCCGAUCAAAUUUAUAGCAAACGUUCUACACCGAGUCAAUUAAAUAUAAACAAUGGAUUUAAUUUAACACCAACUCAUAGAUCGUCUCCAGUGAGUAGUUGUUGUGGCAGUAGUAGCCAGGGGCGUUCCAGUCCAGACACGGAUCACGCUGAGCCGCCCGAAUUUCCGCUGAGUCCAGUGUACUGCUCACCAAAAUGUUGUUCUGCUGCGCAAAUAUCUCAUAGCCCACGAUUAACGCCGAAUUCCAUUAAGCUAAAUAAGACAAAACUCACACCAACACACACACACACACCACUAUACGCCAACACACACACACAGAAACGUUUUAUUUAUUUUUUGAAAAACAAUGCCAGUUACUUUAUUUUUAUUUUAGUUUUGUAUAUUUAGUUCUGAUUUGCCAUUAAGUGUCUAAACAUAAGCCUAAUUAUUAUACUGAACACUAGACAUACAAAAAUCAGCUAACAUUUUGUGCCGUUUAAAAUGUAACUCGUAUUACGAAAGGUACUCGUUAAUCCUUCAAAUUAUUCCAAUUAAGUUAUAUAGUUAUUCUAACCCACGAGUUUUAUUUGUUAGCACCCACUGUAACUGAAAAAUAAUU
Molecule: messenger RNA, 2431 nt
Organism: Drosophila albomicans
Lineage: Eukaryota; Metazoa; Arthropoda; Insecta; Diptera; Drosophilidae
Gene: Vha44
Product: V-type proton ATPase subunit C
Exons: 7
Coding region: 178-2220 (680 amino acids)
Biological process (GO): proton transmembrane transport
Cellular component (GO): vacuolar proton-transporting V-type ATPase, V1 domain; lysosomal membrane
Molecular function (GO): proton-transporting ATPase activity, rotational mechanism
Source: RefSeq, a predicted model, not a curated record